Hippocampus comes (tiger tail seahorse) is the source of this 1326-nucleotide messenger RNA. RefSeq names its product RAD1 homolog (S. pombe) (gene rad1). The record is from RefSeq and is a predicted model, not a curated record. Bases 104 to 943 code for a protein of 279 amino acids. Gene Ontology annotation, biological process: DNA damage checkpoint signaling; DNA repair. The transcript is spliced from 7 exons. Lineage: Eukaryota; Metazoa; Chordata; Actinopteri; Syngnathiformes; Syngnathidae. Gene Ontology annotation, cellular component: nucleus; checkpoint clamp complex.
AAGCGUCAAACAGGAGGCGGAUGUAGUGGCGUCGCAGUCGCCUGACUAAAAAAACAAAAAAAACAAAACAACUAAAUGGAUAUCUGAACUAUAACUCGCCACAAUGCCACUUUUGAUGCAGUCGCAGAGCGACGAUGACCAAUACGUGCUGGUGGCCACCUUGGACAAUGCACGCAAUUUGUCCAACAUCCUAAAAGCCAUAGCUUUCAAAGACCACGCCAUCUUCACCGCCACACCCAAUGGCCUCAGAGUCACAGUAGAGGACUCUAAAUGUCUUCAAGCCAAUGCCUUCAUCCAGGCUGCAAUCUUCCAGGAGUUCACCAUCAAGGAAGAUCUGGUGGGAUUGCAGAUCAACCUCACAGUUCUGCUGGAUUGUCUCAGUAUUUUUGGAGGAAGCACAGUACCAGGCACGUCAACCGCCCUGCGAUUGUGCUACAAAGGCUACGGUCACCCCCUAACCCUGUUCCUGGAGGAGGGCGGUGUGGUGACCGUUUGCAAGAUCAACACGCAGGAGCCAGAGGAGCCGAUUGACUUUGAGUUCUGCAGUAGUAACGUCACAAACAAGGUGAUCCUGCUGUCUGAGAGUUUAAAGGAGGCUUUUUCUGAACUGGACAUGACCAGCGAGGUGCUGCAGAUCACCAUGUCCCUUAGCCAGCCUUACUUUCGGCUGUCAACCUUCGGCAACGCUGGAAGCGCUCAUUACGAUUACCCCAAAGAUUCUGACAUGAUGGAGCUGUUCCAUUGCACCACAACGCAAACCAACAAGUACAAAAUGUCGCUGCUGAAGCCAUCCACCAAGGCGCUGGCGUUGUCUAGCAAAGUGUCCGUGAGGACCGACAGCAGGGGGGUCCUGUCGCUGCAGUACCUGGUGCGCAACGACGACGGACAAAUCUGCUUUGUGGAUUACUACUGCUGUCCCGAUGAGGAAGCGGACGACGAGUGAUUGUUCCCCCAAAAAUGUGGCAAGGCAGCUUUCAACAAGAGUUUGGUACAAGUAAAUUGUGGACAAAUGGGUUCAAAAAUAAUUUAACUUGCUGCUCAUUCCAGCACUUUCAUAUUUUUUGCUCUCUUUGUGGAUAUACUUCUACAGACUUGGGUGUAUUAUAACAGGCAGCAUUUUUUCUAAGGGUGUCUCCAUUCGAUUAUAAUGAAAAUCUACCUGAUAGAAAGCAUUAAAAAAAAAAAAAAGCACUCAAUUGCUAAAGUUCGAGUGUCCAGUUUUCUUAACAUAGUGAAGGCCAGUAGAAGUCACAAGCUGCUACGCUUAUCUGUAUUAUUGUCAAUAAAUAUGUUGUGGUUUUCACACAAUUAACUUUAUACAACACA